AUGCCAAAGGUCAAGAAGGUCCAAGUAUCUCCCAAGCUACCUAAUUCACAGCUUCUCGAAGGAGCAGAGUACAUCUAUGAUUACGAAAAGGGCUUGCGAAGGGUCAAGCCGUACUAUUUUGAGUUCAAAACUUGGGUCAAAGGCAGAUGGCUCGGCAAGACCUUGACGGAGAUCUUUACCACCGAGUUCCGCGAUCGCGAUGCAGAGUACUACAAACAAGCCAUCAUCGAUGGGAAAGUACGUGUCAAUGGACAGCCGUCUGACGGUGAGAUGAUUCUCAAAAAUGGCGAUGUCAUGACACACACGAGUCAUCGUCACGAGCCACCUGUCAGCUUGCGCCCCGUCCAGAUUGUUCACUGUGACGAUGAUCUUAUCGUUAUCAACAAACCUGCGGGUGUGCCAGUCCAUCCAGCUGGUCGCUAUCGGCACAACUCAGUCCUCAACAUCAUGUCGAUUGAGCAGAACUUUGCUCCGACUAUUGCACCGUGCAACAGACUCGAUCGUCUCACGUCUGGUCUCAUGUUCUUUGCGCAACACGCAAGUGCUGCCGAAAAGAUGUGUCAAUACCUGUUUGAUCGCGAAUUGACAAAGGAGUAUUUGGCUCGCGUUGUCGGAGACUUCCCAGAAGGUGACAUUAUUGUUGAUCAGCCGCUCAAGAGCAUCAAUCCCAUGUACGGCCUCAAUCGUGUUCAUCCAGAUGGCAAGCCUUCCAAAAGCAUGUUUCGCAAGCUGUCAUACAAUGGAGUAACGAGUCUAGUCUGGUGCAGACCCUUCUCCGGCCGCACACAUCAAUUGCGUGUGCAUCUUCAAUGGCUCGGUCACCCGAUCGCUAAUGAUCCAAUCUACGCCAAUAGGCGCGUCUGGGGCGAUGACAUGUCGCAAGCCAACACCAAAACCGACGAAGAAUUGGAAGACAAGCUGAAUCGUCUAGGUCGCUCACAAGUUGCCGAUUUUGGCGAUUACGCACCCACUUCACAAGAACCACGCAUCGUCACUGAAAGCCGUCAGCACGAAUUCGUCACCAUCGAUACUAAAGCAGAGUCCAUUGCGAAACGCGAAAAGCGUAUGGGCGAAUUGCUCACGGGUGAAUCUUGCAGCGAAUGUGGUGCGCCACUCUACUCUGACCCUUCGCAAGAUGAGUUGCUCAUUUUCCUACAUGCUCUAUCGUAUUCGGCGGAUGAUGGGUCUUGGGCCUACAAGACUGAAGAGCCGGAGUGGGCUGCUGCAGACUGGUGCGGCGUCAUGAAACCUUACGUUCAGCCCGUGGAGGCAGAUAGGCAUGUCCCUGCCAAUGUUGCGAAAAAUGCAAAGAUGCCAGGCACACCUGUGCAUACAGCUGGUUCUGGUGCUCUUCACAAAGUAGAUGAUGCAAUUGCCCCAUCUCUACAGCUUCGUGCCACGCUGGUAGAAGAACAGAAUGUCCAACAGUCACAGAUGACUCCAGAUUAA
Molecule: messenger RNA, 1449 nt
Organism: Protomyces lactucae-debilis
Lineage: Eukaryota; Fungi; Ascomycota; Taphrinomycetes; Taphrinales; Protomycetaceae
Product: pseudouridine synthase
Exons: 2
Coding region: 1-1449 (482 amino acids)
Biological process (GO): pseudouridine synthesis
Molecular function (GO): RNA binding; pseudouridine synthase activity
Source: RefSeq, a predicted model, not a curated record